This is a messenger RNA of Plasmopara halstedii, 861 nucleotides long. RefSeq lists its product as hypothetical. The record is from RefSeq and is a predicted model, not a curated record. Gene Ontology annotation, molecular function: calcium-dependent protein serine/threonine phosphatase regulator activity; calcium ion binding. NCBI's taxonomy places the organism in Eukaryota, Oomycota, Peronosporomycetes, Peronosporales, Peronosporaceae. Bases 1 to 861 code for a protein of 286 amino acids. The transcript is spliced from 3 exons.
AUGGGAAAUCUACUUGCACCGUAUGACCUAGCGACCAAGCAUUCGCAAGAAAAGGCUUUUGACAAUGCACUUCACCUCAGCACUGAGUCAUUGCAAAUGUUCAAAGAGUUAGGCAUGGAACGUAAACAUCUAUUUUCUCUCCACCUAAUAUUUUCUGCCAUGGAUAAAGACAAAUCAGGUGAAAUUAAUAUGAUGGAGUUCUUCGACUACAUUGAUUUGGAGCGGAGUCGAUUUUCCGAAAAGGCAUUUUCUGUAAUGGAUCGAAAUGGGAGUGGCGAAGUAGAUUUUGUCGAGUUUGUGCUGGCCGUAUGGAAUUACUGCUCGUUUAGCAACGUCAGUCUAGUUCGAUUUGCGUUUGAUCUUUACGACGUUGAUAGCAGCGGCGAAAUCACGCAUGAUGAGGUGGUGAAGUGUGUUCGAGAGGUUUGGGGGGAUGUUUGGGAAACCAACGCAAAUGCUAAAAAAGUCGUCGGAAAGCUUGAUACAUUAAUUGGUAAUACGGCCAAAAAUUGUCUCUCUGCGAGCCUCUUUCAAACAUUUGCGGUGCGCCACCCGAUGCUAUUAUUUCCUGCUUUUGAGUUGCAGAUGAAGAUUCAAAAUAAGAUAUUAGGAAGACGAUUUUGGUCCCGCGCAACCGAGAAACGUUCUUCACUUGACGUGGCAGCACUAAAUUGGGAUUACGUUGACGAAGUAAAACUUUUGAGCAGGCAAACAACGUCAAAUAUACGCACAUCGAUGGAGGAAGAACUCAGUAGCCAACUUCAAGUCAAGUCUGCAGGUGUUACAUCAAAAUGGUUUGGGAUGAACUUUAAGAUUCCAAAAAUAUUUUAUCGAACAAGACGCACACUAUGUACGAGCUAG